Molecule: messenger RNA, 1422 nt
Organism: Ahaetulla prasina
Lineage: Eukaryota; Metazoa; Chordata; Lepidosauria; Squamata; Colubridae
Product: probable ATP-dependent RNA helicase vasa-like
Exons: 2
Coding region: 33-401 (122 amino acids)
Molecular function (GO): nucleic acid binding; zinc ion binding
Source: RefSeq, a predicted model, not a curated record
CAUUGUAUGGCUGGUAUACCCUGGCAGCGGAGAUGGAAAUUGAACUAGCGAAGGACCGUAGCAGAAGGCAGCGCACUGGAAGACCUUACCCGGCCCAUUCUCCUGGGUGGCCCUCAAGGGACACGCCCAGACCAGAGGGAGGGGGACAACGAUCGACUGCGUGCUACAGAUGCGGAAAAGAGGGCCAUCGGGCAGCCGACUGUCGAGUGAAGUUGGUUCCAAGCACGACCCCUGGUGGUGGGAAGGCAGCAGUGAAACCAACUGCUAAGGCACGAAAACCGGCAAAAAUGGAGGACGGCAUUGCCAAGAAGGGCACGCCCAUCCAGGAGGACCGCGAAGCGUCGACCGACACUGAUGACAGCAAAACCACAUCGGAGUCCGACGAAGACUUUCUGGACUGACGUCCUUGUUGCAGGAGGGCCGAAUGUCAGCCUCCACUCCACUCUUCAUUUAUUUUUAAAUGAUUAUAUCAGUAGAUAGAAUGUAAAAUGUUUAUUUCUGUAUUAUAAACUUUUAGGAUCAUGAGGUGAAUCAUACCACCGUCCGGGGUAAGGGAAAAGAGCUUAUUAUUAGUGUCGGCUGACAUAACUGGGAGGAGGGGUGAUUAAUGAUUGAAUGUUAUCAGCGCGCGCUUUCCUAACCGACACUGCAUUCCUGAGUUGACUGACAUCCAGAGACCUGUGGAAGAAGAUUACCACGAGGGGCCGUGAAGGAGUUGGCAUUGGACCAGACCAGCCUGACCUCCUGGAGGAGGAGGGACAAUUGGGGGGAUAUGAUAUGUUUGCCAUAUUUUGUCUCAGUUCCAGCUUUGCUUGGCUGCUAACCAGACUGUAAAAGUAAAAGUACUUGUUUCCAUACCAAAUGGAGUCAAGGUGAAUUCUUUCCUAUUUGCCGUCGGGGGUAGCCUGACAGAGGUGUGGAUUCCAGAGGCUCCAGAGGCUGACAGUAGUGAGGCAGAGGAACAGGAGGAGCCUGUUCCUAAUGCACGCAUGAGAAGAGCUGCCAGAAGGCAACAGCAGCUCAAGCAGAGAGGACGACUCGGGAGUAAGGCCAAGAGAUGAUUGGUUCCUCCCAUAAGGCUUAAAAGACCCGCAACUGCGUUUGGGCUGUUUGCCGGAAAACAAUGUUGACAGCUUCGUCUUGUUGCAUUUAUUUUGUAUCGGUGUCUUCUGAACUUUUGCCAAGAAAGGCCUUUGGCAGUUUGCCUAAUUGGACCAAGGUUGGUGAUAGGACUGAGGAAUUUGUGUUGGGAGGAAUUUGCUUCAAUUUGAGUUGUACGACGCUGGGAAUGAAGCAAUUCUCAGCUGUUCGAAUAAAGUUUGUUUGUUUUUUCACGGACUGAGUUUCCUACUACCUACUUGGGCCUGGGUCACAACACAGGCUCAAGGCGGCACUCAGAGGCAGGCGGCUACCGACAGCACU